Messenger RNA from Sinocyclocheilus grahami, 1593 nucleotides. Its product is annotated as synaptotagmin-7-like. The record is from RefSeq and is a predicted model, not a curated record. Gene Ontology annotation, cellular component: axon; synapse; plasma membrane. The annotation marks the transcript as partial. NCBI's taxonomy places the organism in Eukaryota, Metazoa, Chordata, Actinopteri, Cypriniformes, Cyprinidae. Gene Ontology annotation, biological process: calcium ion-regulated exocytosis of neurotransmitter; vesicle fusion. Gene Ontology annotation, molecular function: calcium ion binding; calcium-dependent phospholipid binding; clathrin binding. The transcript is spliced from 5 exons.
UAAAUUAAGUAAAACCUUUUUGUGUAACAGUAAACAUUAUUUAUAAUGGAUGCAUGAGUUAAUGAGAUAAUUAUUUUCUGUGGUAAUAAACAUUAUAUCACAAAUUACUAUCAACCAUCUUAGCUUGUCCUGAACCCACAGCAUUCCUUUAUGUAGAUUUUCCAGUCCAGGCCAUCCGUCCCAAUCCGACUUCGGACACCAGCCCUUGGAAAACACAAUGGACCACAUCGUGACAUGAUGAAUUGACAGCUUUUUAUGUUUGCUGAGACAUUAAUAACCCUGAAUAUUUGGCAGUUAAGGGUGUCUUUUGUAUGUUUUAUUUGUAUUUUUGGCUGUGCUACAGCAUAAACUGAAGUAACUUUUUGUCCCACUAUGUUUUUAUGUUUUGUAACAGGAAAUGUGUAAAAGUUUGAACUAUGUGAUUUUCCUGUUCUAUUUCUCUGUUGUGGCUUUAUUUCAUUGUGUUCGAGCGAUUGAAAGUAAUACGCGUUCCCAUGCUUGUUAUUAAUUUAGAAGAAGACCUUCAUAUUCUUUUCCGUUUCUAAACUUUGUGACGAAGCCAGUCAGAAUAAUACGAGUCGGCGCUCUUAGAGUUCAAAAGGUCGUCUGGGUUUGAAGGUUUGAUUCUGUGGCAAAGAGAAAGAAACACAGGGCAAGUCACACAUGACUGGUAUGUUUAGUGAUCUCUGUUUGUCUCUGUCUGUCUCUCACCCUGCAGUAGGAAUAUGGGGAAUAAGCCAGCUAACAGUCCUAAGGGUCAGCCGCCAGACGCAGACGGUCAUUCCUCAGUGUCUGACCUUGCCAACUCGCUCACUGGAGACAUGGUGAUGUUGUCUCCGGGGUCGGAAGACGACGACCACGAAGGUCCAGUGAGCGAGAAACUGGGCAGGAUUCAGUUCAGCUUGGGCUACAGCUUCCAAGACACGACUCUGACGGUGAAGAUACUCAAAGGUCAAGACCUGCCCGCUAAAGACUUCUCUGGGACGUCCGACCCCUUCGUUAAAAUCUACCUACUGCCCGACAGAAAGCACAAACUCGAGACCAAAAUCAAGAGGAAAAAUCUCAACCCUCACUGGAACGAAACCUUCCUGUUUGAAGGAUUCCCGUAUGAGAAGGUGCGGGAGAGAACGCUGUAUCUCCAGGUGCUGGAUUACGAUCGGUUCAGUCGUAAUGACCCGAUCGGAGAGGUCUCGAUUCCUCUGAAUAAAGUGGAGCUCGGACAGCUGAAGACGUUCUGGAAGGAUCUCAAACCCUGCAGUGAUGGCAGCGGAAGUCGUGGAGAUCUGCUGUUGUCUCUGUGUUAUAACCCCACUGCCAACACCAUCACUGUUAACAUCAUAAAAGCUCGCAACCUCAAAGCCAUGGACAUCGGGGGCACCUCAGACCCCUAUGUAAAAGUAUGGCUAAUGCACAAAGACAAGCGAGUGGAGAAGAAGAAGACAGUGACCAUCAAACGCUGCCUGAACCCCAUUUUUAACGAAUCCUUCCCUUUUGACGUGCCCGCACAUGUUCUCCGAGAGACAACCAUCAUCAUUACCGUCAUGGAUAAGGAUCGACUGAGCCGCAACGAUGUCAUUGGAAAGGUAUAUACAU